AUGGGACCCAACCACCUGUUCCCUGUGAGGACGACUAUUCUCUGGUCGCUACUCUUAUGUAAGUCAGUUUUCUGUCAUGAGAAGACCCACUCGCACGCUGAGGAUGAGCUUUUCAAGACGCUGUUUGAUGGUUACAACAAAUGGUCGAGGCCUGUGCCAAAUAUUUCUGAUGUGGUCAUUGUCAAGUUUGGACUGUCCAUAGCGCAACUCAUUGAUGUGGAUGAGAAGAACCAAAUGAUGACAACCAAUGUGUGGCUAAAACAGGAGUGGAACGACUACAAGCUUCGCUGGAGACCGUCUGACUAUGACAACGUGACGUCCAUAAGAGUGCCAUCAGAGCUCAUAUGGGUACCGGACAUCGUCCUCUAUAAUAAUGCUGAUGGUGAGUUUGCAGUGACUCAUAUGACGAAGGCUCAUCUAUUCUACACGGGCAAAAUUCGCUGGGUCCCGCCUGCCAUUUACAAGAGCUCCUGCAGCAUCGACGUCACCUUCUUCCCUUUCGAUCAGCAGAACUGCAAAAUGAAGUUUGGCUCUUGGACCUAUGACAAGGCCAAGAUCGACCUGGAGCGGAUUGAAAACACUGUGGACCUGAACAACUACUGGGAGAGCGGUGAAUGGGCCAUCAUCAAUGCUGUGGGGACUUACAAUACAAAGAAGUACGACUGCUGCCAUGAGAUCUACCCAGACAUCACCUACUUCUUCAUCAUCCGAAGGCUUCCCUUGUUUUACACCAUAAACCUCAUUAUCCCCUGUUUGUUGAUCUCCUGCCUCACUGUGUUGGUUUUUUAUCUGCCGUCAGACUGUGGUGAGAAGAUCACCCUGUGUAUCUCUGUGCUGCUGUCCCUCACUGUCUUUCUCCUCCUCAUCACUGAGAUCAUUCCAUCCACGUCCCUCGUCAUCCCGCUCAUUGGCGAGUACCUCCUCUUCACUAUGAUUUUCGUCACCCUGUCCAUCGUCAUCACUGUCUUUGUGCUCAAUGUGCACCAUCGCUCUCCCAGCACUCACAAGAUGCCCCGUUGGGUCCACUCCGUGUUCCUGGACCUGAUCCCGCGCUGGUUGUUCAUGCGACGACCUGCGCCAGAUGGCCGGCGACGUAGGCUGUUGCUGCUCCAGCAGGAAGCAGCAGUAGAGCGGCGGCAGGGCCGGAUAACCGGGUACAAAACCAGCAAUUGCCUCAGCACCUCAGCUAACUGGUUAAGAGACGGGAAUAUGUCGGAGGACCCUGAAAGAAGCUGCUACGAGGAUUUAGAGCUGGGAACAUUGACGUCAUAUUUCUCCUUCCGUCCACCUUCACCCAGACCUCCAGGUUCAACUCCACCGCCACUACAGAAAAACCCACAGAACAGCCAGACCCGGCAGGAGGGGGCUGGAGGGACGAACAGACAGUUAACGGGGACCAGAGUAAAUCCCACUCAGCGGCCAACUAAAGUUGAUAAUACAGUAUCAGACUCAGCAUUCCUGCUUUCACCAAGUGUUAUGCGUGCUCUGGAAGGAGUACACUACAUUGCAGACCACCUGAGGGCCGAGGAUGCAGACUUCAGUGUGAAAGAGGACUGGAAGUAUGUCGCCAUGGUGAUUGACCGCAUCUUUCUGUGGAUGUUCAUUAUUGUGUGCCUGCUUGGGACCAUUGGCCUCUUCCUGCCUCCUUGGCUAGCUGGCAUGAUCUAG
Scomber scombrus (Atlantic mackerel) is the source of this 1668-nucleotide messenger RNA. It is a transcript of the gene chrna2b, whose product is annotated as cholinergic receptor, nicotinic, alpha 2b (neuronal). The record is from RefSeq and is a predicted model, not a curated record. Gene Ontology annotation, molecular function: acetylcholine-gated monoatomic cation-selective channel activity; transmembrane signaling receptor activity. Lineage: Eukaryota; Metazoa; Chordata; Actinopteri; Scombriformes; Scombridae. The transcript has 6 exons. Gene Ontology annotation, cellular component: synapse; neuron projection; postsynaptic membrane. Gene Ontology annotation, biological process: regulation of membrane potential; nervous system process; chemical synaptic transmission. Bases 1 to 1668 code for a protein of 555 amino acids.